Molecule: messenger RNA, 548 nt
Organism: Striga hermonthica
Lineage: Eukaryota; Viridiplantae; Streptophyta; Magnoliopsida; Lamiales; Orobanchaceae
Source: the annotation of a GenBank genome assembly
GAACGGAGGCUGUUGGUGUGGUGACAGUUGUAGAGACCGGGCUUACUGGAAGAAAAGUUGGGGAUGUUGUUGCUUAUGCAGAGGAAGGAUUCUGCCUCAUCAAAAGCAUAUCCAAUCGCACUAAUUUUUUUGUCGAGUCGGGGCACACAGUCCUGGUUCACGCAACAGCCGGUGGGGUGGGGUCCUUUUGUGCCAGUGGGCAAAUGCACUUGGGUGGGGCCACUGUUAUUGGGACAGUCUCUACAAAGGAGAAGGCAGAUCAAGCCAAAGAAGAUAGGUGCCACCAUGUCAUAUUGUAUAAAGAAGAAGAUUUUGUUACACGUGUCAACGAGAUAACAUCCGGGAUCACUGGCAUGCUUGAAGCUCCGUGGAUAAAUGGUGAGUUUCGGGCAGUCGUCUGGCAGUCCCGACCCAAUCCCACUGGCGGCAGUGGCGGCCAAAUCCCUGUUCUUGACAAGGCCCACCUUAAUGCAAUACACAGUGACUCGGGACGAACUUCUGCAGACAGCAUCAGAGGUAUUCACCAAUGUGGGCUCAUGUGGAAAUAA